AACACCCAACAUUUCAUCCCAUCCCAGUAUCCCAUCAUCAAACAGCAGAAACCAAAACCCUCACAAAACCCUAAUUCUCAGUGUGGAGGAGAGAGAAAGCUGCAACUUCAACAACAAUGGCGCCCAGAGAUAAAUCCCAUGCAUCAAACAAAAGGAAACGAACUGCGGGAGGUAAAAGCGAAGCAGCAGACAUAACCAAGAUUUAUAAGAAACCGAAGCAGCUCACUUCAACUAAUAAUAAUAACAAAAAACCCAUUCCCGCUAAACCCUUUAAGAAGAAACCUGAAAUUCCUGCUAAAGAUGGACCGUUGUCGAAAAAAGAGCUCCGUCAGAUUGCUAAGGAGAAAACCGAGGCAAGGAAAAAGAAGAGCAAGCGACAUUUUACGCUUGAGCAAGAGCUUGCACUGUUAUGGGAGAAGAUGAGGCGUCGUAAUAUAUCCAAAGAAGAGAGAUCAAAGUUUGUAUCUGAGGCACUGCAGAAAAUGAAGGGUAAAAUUCCAGAAAUUGCCAGCUCUCAUAUUUCAUCACGUGUAUUGCAGACAUGCGUUAAAUAUUGCUCAGACGUUGAGAGAGAUGCAGUAUAUGAGGAGCUGAGACCACAUUUACUCACUCUUGCUUCAAGUACAUAUGCAGUCCAUCUGGUGACCAAAAUGUUUGACAAUGCCUCCAAAUUUCAGCUGCCGCGCUUGAUCUCAAUACUUCACGGGCAUGUUGCCCAACUUCUGAGACAUAGUGUUGGGUCUAUUGUUGUUGAACAUGCAUAUGAAAUGGCAAAUGCAGCUCAGAAACGUGAGCUUCUGAUGGAACUGUAUUCCACUGAGCUCCAAUUGUUCAAGGAUCUGGCAAAUAUGAAAGAGAACAAGAUAGUUGACAUAAUAUCUAAGAUAGGCCUGAAGAAGUUAUCUGUUUUGCGCCAUAUGACUUGUGUACUCCAGCCAAUUCUGGAGAAAGGAAUAGUUGAUCACUCCAUUAUUCACAAAGCCUUAAUCGAGUACCUCAGCAUCGCUGAUAAGUUAUCUGCAGAAGAUGUUGUAAAACAAUUAUCUGGGUCACUCCUUGUUCGGAUGAUUCAUACAAAGGAUGGAUCGAGAAUAGGGAUGCUCUGUGUCAAGCAUGGUAGUGCCAAGGAAAGAAAGAAGCUUGUUAAGGGAAUGAAGGGGCACGUUGGUAAGAUUGCCCAUGAUCAAUGUGGCAGCAUGGUGCUGGUAUCUGUUCUAUCAACCGUUGAUGACACAAAACUUGUUACAAAGGUUAUCAUUCGUGAGCUACAACCAAUCCUGAGCGAACUUGUUUUGGAUAAGAGUGGGAGGCGUCCACUUUUGCAACUACUGCAUCCAAAUUGUCAGAGUUAUCUUAGUCUUGAUGAUUUGGCUUCUUUGGAUGCUUCCGUUCCUUCUCUUUCCUCAAAGGAGGCUGAAAAGGAAGCAGUUGACUGUGAGGAUAAGCUUGCUCAAUCUGGAGAUAAUGAUGAAGACGAUAAGAAGGAAGCUGAGCAUGACAUCAAAUUACCUGCUAGUGAAGCUGAUGAAAGCAUGGAACCUGAGGAAGAAGAUACCCACUUGGCUGAGGGAGGGAAAAAGGAUCCUUUAAUCAGGAGGCAGGAGUUGUUGGUGAAAAGCGGGCUCGCUGAGAGUCUCGUUGAUGUCUGUGUUGAGAGUGCAGAGGAAUUACUCAAGUCUAAUUUUGGAAAAGACGUUCUUUAUGAGGUUGCUGUCGGGGGUGUUGACGGAAUUCUUCGUCCGACUUUGGACGAGAAAUUGACAAGCCUAUAUGAAAAAGUGGCAGCUCUUGCAGCUCAGCCAAAAUCAGAUGAAUCAGAACACAUACUUGAGAACUACUACUCUAGCAGAACCAUCAGAAAACUUGUGUUGGAAUGCCCAACUUUUGCUUCAAUUCUUUGGCAAACAGCACUAAAAGGGAAUUCUAAGCUAUGGGCCGCAGGUCACAGUUCCAAGGUAGUUGCAGCGUUCGUCGAAUCUUCGGAUCCGAUGGUCAAGAAGUUGGCGAGCAAGGAAUUACAGCCUCUAAUAAGCAGCGGUGUUCUUAAAGUUUCCGAGAAUAAACCGGCGAAGAAAUAAAUUACCCCCCCACAACGGAAAUAAAAACUCGGCUUCUAUCCACAAUAUUAGCACCAAAAACAAAUUGCUGUUGAGAAGAUACAGAGUUGUCUGCCUGUUGCUGAUAAAGUUGACAUGAAACGUCCAGGAAGUGCUCAAGAAUGUCGCCGAUUAAUCAUGUAUGGCCUCGCCUUGUAAUCAGAAAUUUUGGUAACAUUUUAAUUAUAGUUUUGAGAUAAUUACGUAGCUAUUUACAAAUGUCCUUCAUUCAAAUUUUUGGUUAAACUUGCACAUCAUUUAAAGAUCAUUUUAGUCCAGAUUUUGUAAUGGUAAUGUCUGUUCUGUU
Messenger RNA from Spinacia oleracea (spinach), 2403 nucleotides. Its product is annotated as pumilio homolog 24. Gene Ontology annotation, molecular function: mRNA binding. Gene Ontology annotation, biological process: regulation of translation. The record is from RefSeq and is a predicted model, not a curated record. Bases 117 to 2078 code for a protein of 653 amino acids. NCBI's taxonomy places the organism in Eukaryota, Viridiplantae, Streptophyta, Magnoliopsida, Caryophyllales, Amaranthaceae. Gene Ontology annotation, cellular component: nucleolus. The transcript has 17 exons.